Messenger RNA from Saccostrea cuccullata (small rock oyster), 1280 nucleotides. RefSeq lists its product as uncharacterized. The record is from RefSeq and is a predicted model, not a curated record. Gene Ontology annotation, cellular component: cytoplasm. The transcript has 12 exons. Lineage: Eukaryota; Metazoa; Mollusca; Bivalvia; Ostreida; Ostreidae. Gene Ontology annotation, molecular function: magnesium ion binding; inorganic diphosphate phosphatase activity. Gene Ontology annotation, biological process: phosphate-containing compound metabolic process. The coding region runs from base 42 to 1058 and encodes 338 amino acids.
GCGCACUUACCAAUCUGAAGAAGACUGUCAACUUCCUUUCAAUGCAACGCGUAGACAAGUUGAGAGGGAUAGGACGUCUUCUCUGUCAAGUCAAGCAGCCGAAGUUUCUGACAGCAACUUUUGCAACCCCAGCUACGUUUUGUUGUAAAAGGGUUUUUGCAAGACACUUCAGCUCUUCAACUCAGGUCAAAAUGUCGUACGGUAUAGUGGAAAGAGGAUGUCCAAAUUCUUUGGAAUACCGAGUGUUUUUCAGUGGCCCGAGUGGGAAUGUUGUGUCACCAUUCCAUGAUAUCCCACUCUUUGCCAACACAGAGAAGACAGUUAUGAAUAUGGUGGUGGAAAUUCCUCGCUGGACCAACAGUAAAAUGGAGGUAUGCAAGGAGGAGAAACUUAAUCCCAUUAAGCAAGACGUCAAGAAGGGGGCUUUGAGAUUUGUGAAGAAUGUCUUUCCACACCACGGCUACAUUUGGAAUUAUGGUGCUUUUCCACAGACAUGGGAGGAUCCAAAGCAUGAGACCCCUGAAACCAAAACCUUUGGUGAUAAUGACCCCCUGGAUGUCUGUGAAAUAGGUCAAAAGGUUCAUAAACGUGGAGCAGUAGUCCAGGUGAAGGUCCUGGGUGUUAUGUGUCUGAUUGACGAGGGUGAGACAGAUUGGAAGAUAAUUGUCAUCGAUGUGACAGACCCAUUAGCAGCUGAGUUAAAUGACAUAGAAGAUGUAGACAAACAUAUGCCUGGCUUCCUCAAGGCAACAUAUGAAUGGUUUAGAAUUUACAAGAUCCCUGAUGGCAAACCAGAAAAUCACUUUGCUUUCAAUGGUGAAGCAAAAAAUAAGGAGUAUGCCAUGAAGAUUGUAAGAGAAUGUAAUCAACAGUGGCAAAAAUUAAUUGGCAAAGAAUGUGAUAAUAACGGUUUAUCAUGUGAGAACACAUCUGUGGCCAGCAGUCCAUACAAAAUUUCACCAGAAGAUACAAAGAAAAUCAUUGACAGUCAACCACAACUAGGAGCCGCAAAACCAUUAGCUGACGAGAUCAACAAAUGGCACUACGUCAAGCUAUAACAACGAUACUUUAUAGAGGAAGCAAUGGAAUCGACCAGAAAGGCUGUAAUUAGUACUUAGACAUAUCAUAAAGUAGUGCUCAAUGGUUAACUCCUAUCUACAAUCUCUUUACUGUGUUUUAUAAUCAAUCUACUGAGGGAAUAUGUGACUGUUGAUCUUGUACCUGUAUUACUUUAUGUUUUCAUAGCAGAUAUAAUUUACAAUAAUUGUAUGAUAAAAUAG